Laccaria bicolor S238N-H82 is the source of this 1620-nucleotide messenger RNA. RefSeq lists its product as uncharacterized. The transcript has 10 exons. Lineage: Eukaryota; Fungi; Basidiomycota; Agaricomycetes; Agaricales; Hydnangiaceae. Bases 1 to 1620 code for a protein of 539 amino acids. The record is from RefSeq and is a predicted model, not a curated record.
AUGUCAUGUCCAUUGACCUUUACCUUUGCUAUUUCCUUGGAUGCGACCUCCAACACAACGACUCUUCUGUGGAGUACCAUCCUCAAGGAAGCCCAAAUUACGGGAAGGUCACUCUUUGAAGAAGAUCAACGCACCACAGUCAACGCAGAAGUUAAUGCUGCCCGCAAGGACACAUUGGUCAACCACAAGCAGCACGUGGGGCUUUUGAGGUCAAGGUUGAAAGCAGAGUGGGAGGAGUUAGGAGAUCGUCAAAAGGAGUGGGGAGAGAAAGCGAAGAUGAUGAAAUCCGCCGAACAAGACGGGCUUCUCUAUCGUGAUGCCAACUAUAAGAUUGGUAAUGCUCAUUUCCAUGUCCUCAUUGAUGUUACAGAUGAAGGGCUCGCUCAGAUCCCAUUCAAAGCUUUCAAUGAGGAGUAUGCCAAGGUCACUGAGUCGUGGCUAGAAUGCUCUUGUGCUACUGUAUCCCUUAAUCGCUCGCUCAGUACCCAAAAAGAUAGAGUGGAAUUCACGCUCGAUUCUAUGGGUAUUCCUAUCUUUCCACCCAUUUCAGAGAACACAACUACUCCUGAUGAGCUUCGGCGAACUCUGAUCGAUUUCGUUCAGGCUCAGUGGGAACAUACGCACAUGCAGGAUUUUCUUUCCAUCAAAGCUGUACCAGACAUCCUGUGGACAGACCAUAACUUCACUUCCUAUCUUGCACUGUCAAUCACUACCAUUCCAAAUCCAUCAACAGCCACCAUCACAUGUCUUUAUGAGCUUUUGUCGAUGAUUAAGGCUCACCAGACCGAUAACUCUGGCGUUACCCUCUUUUCUAUCCAGAAAAGCCUCUCUACGCCUACACCCCAGUCCCCACUCCCAACACCACCAUCCCCCCCUCCUCAUACAUCAACUUCUCGACCAUCCUCGCAGACAUCCGCCAACGCGACAAUGCAGCUGUCCCAAACUGCCACGCCACCACAGCCACAGUUACCAACGAAGACACCGCCACUACUGCCAUUGCUACCACCUGCUUUGUCACCACCACAUUCCACGCAAUGUUCAGCCAAUGCGGGAGAUAUCCCUCAACUACCGCCACCAGCUUUAUCACCACCUCGUUCCCCACACCGCUUGGCUGAGUCUCAACCACUGCCACCACCGUCUUCACUGCAAUGUUCAGCUAAUGCAGGGGAUGACUCGCAACUACCACCACCAGCAAACUCACUGCCACACUCCCCAUCAGCUCUGGCCAAUGUGGAGUAUGACCCCCAACCACCACCAUCUCCGCUCACACCUGCUCCAAGCAUUCGGAGCACAUCACUGACUCCCCCACACGAUCAAGACCUGUUGAAACAACAUCGCAUCAAGGUAGGCAGAAAGCGCAAGAUCGGCAAUAAUCCCAAAGGCAAUCCCGCAUGCUCAAAAAAAGUGAAAUUGACCAAUGCCGAUGAUAUCGUGCCUGUUGCACCAUCACGGAGGAGUACGCGUUGCAAGGGCAAGCAAGCAGGAUCAGCUUUACUGAGCUCCAGCGUUAAGGCCCCGAAACCUGCGUUGACCCAGACUGGAAAGCCAGCAAAAGGAUGGAUGGCUGAAUAUGAAAUGUCUGACGUGUGGGACAUUGAAAUGUUUAAUCAAACUCCAUGA